ACGCGCACAACUGCCUAAAUAUACGUGUCAAGCACCUAGCUACGUUGUAUUCAGUGAAAGAGAAUAACAGAUAAGGAAUCGAAAGAAAAAAAUAACGAAAAUAAAGGAAAACUAAAAAAAGGUUGUUUCAUCUGUGAUCCGCUCAACCUAAACAGCACUGCAAAGAUGAACGUCUUUGACCGCAACAUCAACUUUGAUGCCCUCUUUAAAUUCUCUCAAAUUUCCCGUUCUACUCAGCUGCAUCUGAAGAAUGUCUAUGCCAGCUUGGCUAUGGCUAUGUUUGUGGCAGCUGCCGGGGCCUACGUCCAUGUCGUCACCCGUCUCUUUCAGGGAGGACUGUUGUCCAUGCUUGGCUCCCUGGCAAUGAUGGGCUGGUUGGCUAUGACUCCUCACAAUCCUCAGACAGAGAAGAAGAGACUGGCCAUCCUCGCUGGCUUUGCCUUCCUCACAGGCGUUGGACUUGGCCCAGCCAUGGAUUAUGUCAUCACCAUCAACCCAAGCAUCAUCCUGACUGCUUUCCUGGGCACCUCGGUCAUCUUCGUUUGUUUCACUUUGAGUGCUCUUUAUGCCCAGCGCAGGAGCUAUCUCUUCUUGGGAGGCACCCUGAUGUCUGGUCUUUCUAUUCUUCUGCUGGUUUCCUUCCUCAACAUGUUCUUUGGCUCCAUCACACUCUUUAAGGCUCACAUGUACCUGGGUCUGGCCAUCAUGUGUGGAUUUGUUCUCUUUGAUACCCAGCUCAUCAUUGAGAAAGCAGAGAUGGGAGAUAAAGACUAUAUUUGGCACUGCGUGGACCUCUUCCUGGACUUUGUGACCAUCUUCAGAAAGCUCAUGGUGAUUCUGGCUAUGAAUGAAAAGGACAAGAAGAAAGAGAAGAAGUAAAAGAAGAUGUGAUGGCUGAAACACAACAAAAAAAGAUAAAGGAAAAAAAGAAAUAAAAAGAUGCGUGACCUGGAACUGCAUCAGAAAUUCAUCUGGUGUAUAAGUCUUAACCGCUUAAUUAAGAGUCAAAUCAUUUUGAUUUUGUACUUUGAUAUGGUGUCUUAAUUUUGUUUGAAAACUGUAAAGAUUUGGAUUUUGGUUUUGGAGUAUGGUGGACAUACAUGAUCUUAGGUGUAAUAGUGUGAAGGUCUCUGCAUUGUAGGUUUUUGAAGCCUUUUUUUUUUUUUUUUUCUUUUUUUGAAGGGACAGCGUAGUUGUCUUUUGACCCAAAAAUGGGAUUAUUUGGAUAGUUUAAUUAGUUUCAUUGUGAAAUUGUGUUUGAAGGAGUUACACUGAAAAAAAAACCCCGAGACAUAGAAUUUUACAUGCCUCUCUCUUAACCCAGGUCUCUUUCACAGGAACGCUAUGCCUCAAAUCUAUAUAAAACCUCUUUUUGUAGAUGGAGAAAAAAUAUGAACAUACAAGUAUGAGGAGAUUUGGCACUGUAAAUUCCCUUAAAUAUUUGACUGCAAUGGGUAACAGUAAAUUGAAAAAAAAAAUCAGAGCUCCAAACACAACUUCCUCUGUAAAACUUUAGUUGCCAUAGAUAGAGUUCCAUUUUUAGUGAGACUUGCUAAGGCUGCUGCACUUCCUUCCUGUGUUAUUAUCAUACGAACUUAUGAGUUCACUUAUCAAAACAAUAACUGUCACACUUGGCUGUGACUAUGAUUGUAAAAUUCAGUUGACAUAAUACAUUUCCUCUGUCAGAAAUUCCUCAUCUGCUUGGCCCAAAUGAAGGCCUUUUUCAUCAUUAUAGCGGAGCUUUAGGCUCACGCCGUUGGCCAUAUUUUUUAUUUACUAACAACUAAACUUCAAUGAAGCCAAUACGGUGUGCCACAUAAAAGACUAUUUUUAUAUACUCUCAUUAACAAUAUUAUAAUGCUAGUGUUUUGAUCAGCCCAAGAAACUUAACUUUCUCAAAGUUAACUUUCACUGAACACUUUUUCUUCUGUGGGAAGUGGCUCAAUUCUGUUCUAUUUUAGCUAGACAAUGCGAUCUAAAACAUGACUACUGUUAAUUCCUGUUGUUUUUUUUCUUGUUCUUAUUGUGUACAUUGCUUGUGUUGUCAGCUAUGCUGUUGAGAAGGUGUAAUGUUUGGAUUGAUGCGUUAUUGAGAGUUGUAAUGUACCUUUUUUUUUUUUCCUAAAUUAAUUUUGCCAUUUGCUGAGUUCAUGUUCCCCUCUCCUUGUGAAGAAUUAAUCUGCGCUCAGAGUGAAGGGAGAGAACCUGUUAUACUGUCAUCAGAUAGGAACAUGUUCAUUUGUCAUAGUUGUAUAAAUAAAGUUGAAGCGUUUUGCUGAGAACCUCUUGAUUUUCAUACACUAUAACUAUCAAGGUCGCCAGACACAGAUUGAGUGCAAGAUUGAAUUUAAAAAAGACCCUGGCUUGAAUUCAGUCAAAGCAUUUCAGACAGCAGAAACCUUUUCUUUUUAGUGAAAAGUCCUGGACUGUAACUGAUCCAGAGGCAGUAGUGGGUUUAUUUUGAAGCAAAUGAGACUGGAGCAUAUGUUCUUGUCAGUUAUUUAUGCAGAACUUGUUCAUUCUGCUGUGACAGUAUGGGAAUUAAGAGACUCACUGAACAUCUGAUUGACUGAGAUUUCAGUUUAAAUUAAACAACAAAAAGGACUAUUAUGGUAUUUUAAAUUGUCAUAUUGAUUAUCAAAGUGGUGAAGUACAUUAAGGAGUUCAUUAAGUAAGUAUUAAACAUCACCCAGGAUAACUUAUCCUCAUCUGACAGACAUGAAAGCACAAAUAGAAACUGACUAAUUAUCAACACUGUAAUACAAAGUUUUAAUGGUCUGGUACAGUCAUCCAGACAGAGAUAUACAAGCUGCGACACUGUGCCAUGAUACACUAUAGCAAAGAAUUUUCAAUUAUUUCUAGAAUCUUUGUGAACUGAAUGAAUAAUAAAAAAGAGACUCUUUACUUUGGCACUCAAUUACCCCAAAGUAAAGGAUAUUUUUUUGUUCUUAAACAUGACUAAGCAUUUGAUUUAUAGUCGGUGUUGGCUUGGUUUAGAGAUUACUGGUACUAAACUACUCUGUUGAUAUUUCCCAUAUUUAUCAUACAUGGAUUUAAGUGCCAUGGUCAAGAUUUGUUCCCAGAGAUAACCAAACCUGAUAUCUGAAGUCUUUUUAGAAUUUUACAAACGUGAUUAGGUUUCUGGAGUGAGAGAAAUACUUGAGGUUUUAGAUAAGCUUAACUCUGUAAUUCCUUCAAAUUCAGUCUACUAUUUUUUUUUCUUUUUUUUCUUGAUUGUCUCUUGUAAUACCUGGGAGCAUACACUUGCUGUGGAUUACUUUGAAUUAGAAUGUGGUCUCUGAUUUUGAAGGCAUUAUCUUGUAGAAGGGCCCCUUUUGACAGAAGUUUACCAAACCAUCAGCAAAUAAGUCUACAUCUGACCUUUUUAUGAGCAGUUCCUAUCAUUUUAAGAGAUUAUUUCCGAUUUUUCUCCAUCCUCUUUUCUCCUGGACUGUUAUUGUCAUUGUACAUAAUUAUUAUCAGAAAUUUGUUCAAAUAAACUUUGAUGAAACCA
Molecule: messenger RNA, 3514 nt
Organism: Chanos chanos (milkfish)
Lineage: Eukaryota; Metazoa; Chordata; Actinopteri; Gonorynchiformes; Chanidae
Gene: tmbim6
Product: transmembrane BAX inhibitor motif containing 6
Exons: 10
Coding region: 166-879 (237 amino acids)
Biological process (GO): negative regulation of endoribonuclease activity; negative regulation of RNA splicing; negative regulation of apoptotic signaling pathway
Cellular component (GO): mitochondrial membrane
Molecular function (GO): enzyme binding
Source: RefSeq, a predicted model, not a curated record